This is a messenger RNA of Babjeviella inositovora NRRL Y-12698, 1080 nucleotides long. It is a transcript of the gene FESUR1, whose product is annotated as Fesur1p. Gene Ontology annotation, biological process: aerobic respiration; mitochondrial respiratory chain complex I assembly; electron transport coupled proton transport. The transcript has a single exon. The record is from RefSeq and is a predicted model, not a curated record. Bases 18 to 668 code for a protein of 216 amino acids. Lineage: Eukaryota; Fungi; Ascomycota; Pichiomycetes; Serinales. Gene Ontology annotation, molecular function: quinone binding; NADH dehydrogenase (ubiquinone) activity; 4 iron, 4 sulfur cluster binding.
CUUAUAUCUCAUACAACAUGUUGAGCCGUUCCUUAUUUAACUCUGCCAAGCAGGUUGGCCUCCGCAACGUGGCUGGCUCCCUUGGUGUCCGUUCCAUUCACAACUCUGCUGCUGUCAUGGCCGCUGCCUCCAAGGACGUCACCCCAAAUGCCUUGCCUACCGAGUACCCGUUGAUGUCUGAGUUAGUCAACAACAACGCCGUCGACUAUGCGCUUACCUCCAUUGAUACCAUUGCGAACUGGGCUCGUAAGUCUUCGUUCUGGCCAGUCACGUUCGGUUUGGCCUGUUGUGCCGUUGAGAUGAUGCACGUCUCCGCGCCAAGAUAUGAUCAAGAUAGAUUGGGGAUUAUUUUCAGAGCGUCCCCGCGUCAGUCCGAUAUCAUGAUCGUCGCCGGCACCUUGACCAAUAAGAUGGCACCAGCCUUGAGACAGGUGUACGAUCAAAUGCCAGCCCCAAGAUGGGUCAUUUCCAUGGGUUCCUGCGCCAACGGUGGAGGCUAUUACCAUUACUCCUACUCCGUUGUCAGAGGGUGUGACAGAGUCGUCCCGGUCGAUGUCUACGUGCCGGGUUGCCCGCCAACCGCUGAAGCUUUGAUGUACGGUAUUUUCCAGUUGCAGAAGAAGAUGAUGAAGCACAGAAAGACCAAGAUCAAGUUCAGAUCUACUUAGUUCCAUUCCACAUUUUCACUUCCCCACAUCCAUACGCUACGCCGUAUCCCUUCAAAAGAAAAGAGCGAGAGUACCCGGGUCGACAGGCCAUCUGGGCUAAAGAUUGCCGUUCGGAUACAAAUUCUGAUUCACUGGUGCUGUCGCUUAUGCAUUUUUACAUUCUCCUUUUUCUCCUAUUUAUUCAUCGUUAUUUAUUCCUGCUAAUUGUUUCGUGAAGCUGUAGAACGGUGUGAUUAAAAAGGCGCAAGGGAUUAUAACUGAACAGUAGUGUUUGCAUUGGAGGGCCAUGCGCUUUGUAGCCAAACUUAUCGGUCACAUCGGCCCAGUGUGGGUCUGAAAAUGGAUAUAGAAAUGCCAAGUUGAGUAGCACAAGACCGAUAUGACUUAGAAUAAAGGCUCUUUAAGUUUGUCC